This is a messenger RNA of Cuscuta epithymum, 1493 nucleotides long. The record is from the annotation of a GenBank genome assembly. Lineage: Eukaryota; Viridiplantae; Streptophyta; Magnoliopsida; Solanales; Convolvulaceae.
CUUUCACACGGGAUCCACCCUUCCCAAUGCCGUAUUUUUAGAAUCCCUGAAACAAUUCCCGUGUUUUGGCAUUGCUCGUUAACUUCUCCCGAAAACGUAACUAGUUUUCUUCCUUCGAGCAUGAACCCUCUCCCCCUACAAUAGCAUCUCUCUUCGCUCCCACGGUUUCGCCUCUCGUACCGGUCGGGAAUCGUCCUGUUGUUUCGGGCUAUUAGCCUUCUUCCAGCAAUGUCAUCGUCAGCAAAUUCUCCCUGCGCGGCUUGCAAGAUGCAGCGGCGGAAAUGCACACAGGAUUGCGUUUUCGCGCCGUAUUUCCCGCCGGACCAGCCGCAGAAGUUCGCCAAUAUCCACAGGGUCUUCGGCGCCAGCAACGUCUCCAAACUGCUCAACGAACUCAACGCCGCUCAGCGCGAAGACGCCGUUAACUCGCUCGCGUACGAGGCGGAGUAUCGACUGCGAGAUCCGGUUUACGGCUGCGUCGGACUCAUCUCCGUUCUCCAGCACCGGCUCAAACAGAUCGCGCGAGAUCUGAGCAAUGCCAAGAGGGAAUUGGCGACUUACAUCGGCCCGAAUGCUCUGGCCCCGCUUUUCCCACAACCCGGGUUUGUACCGAAUAAUAACCCGAAUCCGUCUUCGGGGGCCGGAGUGAUUUUGCCGUAUAACAUGCAGAUGAUGAUCCACGAUCCGCAUCCACACCCUGCCCAACAUCAGCAGUUAUUGGAAUCUCAUCAUCAGUUGAUGAUUGGGGAGCCGGCCGAGAUGUUCCGGGCUUACGAUCAUCAACCGCAGCAGCUCGAGCUCAUGGGGCUUAAUAAUGGAGGAUUCGAAUCCGGUGGGCCGGUCUCUGCCACCGGAUAUCAUCAAUUGACUGUCCCGACGGCGGCUAUGUCGCCGUCCUUGGCUUUGGGAGCAUACCCUAAUGCUUGUUAUCCGUUUCAGGAGGAGCAAUCUCAUCCUCAUGAAAAUACUCAGAUUGUUCAGAUUCAGCCACAACAGGUUAUACUCCAACGAGAACCGCCGCAGCUCAGUCCACCGGAGCAGAAUCCAGAGACCCAAAGCGAGGAGGAAGGUAAGAGCGUUGGUCAUCCUUCCUGUUAACGUCUUGUGAAAGCUGCCAUGCCGUCUGGGAUUCAUUCAUUCUACAGUUUCCUGACUAGAAAACUAAGGACAUGUGAUAGGUAUGUGUCAAGGAAGUUUUUGCAUUUGAAGAAAAUCAUAAAGCUUGGGGAGUUACAACAUCAAUGCUGGAGCUGCAUGGAUUAUUGUUGAAGAUGGUGAAACAUUUCUGUUUACAUUUUACAUCUAUUUAAUCCCUUUCACAUAUAUUCUGUUUAAAUUUUAUAUUUCACUUCUCUGCUUCCUUUUUAUUAUUGUUACCUUCAAAUUUUAAGUGAUUAGAAUAGUUGUAAUUUUUUUGCCAAAAAAAGAAUAGUUUUAAUUUGUAGUUUGAAGUAUGUGCUUUUAAGGAUGUUUUUAAUUAGACUGAAAUUUCC